Symsagittifera roscoffensis is the source of this 2575-nucleotide messenger RNA. RefSeq names its product cyclin-H-like. The coding region runs from base 1 to 867 and encodes 288 amino acids. Gene Ontology annotation, molecular function: cyclin-dependent protein serine/threonine kinase regulator activity. Gene Ontology annotation, cellular component: nucleus; transcription factor TFIIK complex. The transcript has a single exon. Gene Ontology annotation, biological process: regulation of cyclin-dependent protein serine/threonine kinase activity; regulation of transcription by RNA polymerase II. The record is from RefSeq and is a predicted model, not a curated record. Lineage: Eukaryota; Metazoa; Xenacoelomorpha; Acoela; Convolutidae.
AUGUUUCACGAGAGCACCCAAAAAGGUCUUUGGUUCUUUGAAAAUGAACAGAUGAUAGCAGAUGUUCGCAAUACAAAAUACAAAGACAUUCCUUCAAUCUCCGCCGACGAAGAGUACCAAUUAGUCCUUUUCUACGAUCGUCUCGUCAGGGAAUUCUGCGAUACGUGCAAACCAAGGAUUCCCAGAGCUACCAUGGCGACCGCCUGUGCCUACCUGAAAAGACUAUAUCUGAGGCAUAGUGUUAUAGACUACCCAAUUGAAAUGUACUACAGAACAUGUGUUUAUUUAGCCUGCAAAGUUGAUGAGUUUAACCUCACUUCAGAUGACUUCAUCUCCAAUUUUAUUUCUCAGGGAGUGACAGAAAGUAAAGCGCAAGACCUUGUGCAGCAAAUUUUAAAAACUGAGUUGAAGUUGAUUAGUCUCUUACAGUUUUCGCUAAUUGUGUAUUCGCCAUAUAGACCUCUAGAUGGAUUUCUGAUUGCAAUGAAAAAUUUUUACAUCAAUGUGAUCAUUCCAAAACCGACGGAUGAGAAGGCGAUUGUUACUGAAAUUGAUUCGAUGAGCGCAAAAGCUGAUAGCUUUAUUUUGUGGUCAUUGGCUACUGAUGUUUGUUUCUUGUUUAGUCCUUCUCAGAUUGCUCUAGCAUCUGUUUUGUAUGCCUCCAAAGGCCUCAGUUUUGAUUUCCUGAAGUUUCUUGAACAUCUAACAGGCGGUAGCGAAAGUACGGAACGAUUCAAUAACUUAUAUUCCAAAUUGUGCGUUAUCGUUAAUAAUGUGAAGGCUUUGAAACUACCGAACAAAGAUUAUGUUGAUUCUAUUUUGAGGAAAAUAAACGAUUACCUAGAAGUUCAAAAUUCCGGCUUAUGAGAGCGUCAUAUUUUAAUUUAAUCAUAGAACGAUCUGAUCUUUUUAACAAACUCACGAGCUUAAUUACUUAUUUUAUAUAUUCAGGGAAUAUAAAUGAUCUUGAUCUUGGAAUUACAUUUUCAGGUGCUAUGUAACUAAAGCAACUAAUGGAUUCCAACUUUGCGGGUCUUCUGGAAUCUGGGUCGGAAUCAGUGCCAUUUCUAAGCUGCUCAGAACCGACCAUUCCCAGUUUACCUCCUGAAGUACUUCUGAAGGUUUUCCAGUUCCUGGAUUCUGAUCUUGACAUCUGUAGAUGUGCUCAAGUGUCCAGGCAUUGGCACGAUGUCGCUGAAGAUCCGACAUUACGAGAAGUCCUCACAAUUGACACCCUAGGAUCUGGAUCGAUUUUAAAUAGCUCAGAUUCUAGUGCUCACAAUUCGCCAUCGGAGUCGAAUGGAUCUCCGUCGUUAGUGUCAGACGUUCCGGUCGGAGAAGUAGAAGAAAGUUUGGCACUGUUGCCCAAAAGAUGUUCUAAACUAGUGUCCUUAGAGUUGAGACAGGUUCCGCCCAAUUGCAUAGAUGGACUCCUAGCUUCGUUCAUUUCAGAAUGUCAAGAGCUACAAGACCUAACCUUGUCACUUAUGACUCCGCCGUUGCGCAAUUUUGUCAUUUGCCAAGUGGCGUUAGUUUCCCAUGUACGGCACUUGACUAUCGAAGCUGCACUUCUUUGUAAUGAAAACGCUUACGAGCAACUGAGUGCUUGUCAGAUGUUGGAGAGUAUAACUUUCACUGCGAACGGAAACUUCAACUCUUACCAAUUCAUGAUUGGUCUUCAAAUAAUGUUCUCUGAGUGCAAUAGCCCGUUGGCAAAAAUAGCGCUGCCUGAAUACGCUCCUCUGUCAUCGAAUACUCUGUCAAUUAACCUAGUACAACUUAUAUGCUCUCGCUUCGAAAGGACUCUUGUCACCUUUAACAUGUGGCCUGUCCGCUCAACGGACCAAGUUGUCGAUAGUCUAAGUUCCCUGCCUUACUUGACAAAUUUGAGUCUGUUCGAGGCUAAGUUUUCCCGAUUCUCGACAGAGCUCUGGGAAAGACUGAGACAAAAAAUUAAAGAGUGCUCUGUUCUGCAAAUCAGUCACUCGGCUUUUUCAAAACAAGUUGUGGAUUUGUUCGGGAAAACGGAAUACACCGAUAUUCGAGAACUUAUUUGUGUGAGCUGCGAGUUUGAUGAUGAUACGAGCCUGAUAAAGUUUCUGAAUAGGUUCAAAAAUGUGGUAAAUUUAGAAUUCCAUCUGCAUUACGGAUUGUCAUCUCGUGUCUUGGCUGAAAUUUGCAGGAAUUUUGCACGCGUUGAGCAUCUGACCUUGAGCGAUCUGACGGUUCCUGAAAAUGAUGUGGAACGGAUUGAGUUCCUGAAAAUAUUCAAAGAAAACGAGCUGAAAAGACUGAAGCAACUUAGCCUCGCGUUCAUUCGGAAGGAAGAAGAUUCGCAAAAUACAAAAACGUGCGAAGAUUGGAAUGUAGACGUCGCGAGGCUGAGGGAAAUGAUGAAAGGCGUGCUGGAUUCAGAAUGUGAGCUUCUAAUUGAGUUGGAUGCAAUUUAGUUGUUUUAUUUACGUCGGCCUUGUAACAUUUUUAAAACCAAAUUCACGGUUGGAACGUAGCUUAAAAAUAGUAAAUUGUUAAAUAUUAAAGUACUAAAAAUUGAAAUUAUAUUGCUUUAUUCGAA